GGCUGUUUCCCUUGCAUGGGGCCUUGCAACAACUCUCAUCUGAGGCCUUCAAAGGCAGAGUCUCCCACCAAGAGGAGGAAGAAGAGAUAUCUGCGGCAUGACAAGCCCCCCUACACCAACUUGGCCAUGAUCGCCUUGGUAAUUCAGGCCGCACCCUUCCACAGGCUGAAGCUGGCGCAGAUCAUCCGUCAGGUCCAGGCAGUGUUUCCCUUCUUCAGGGAUGACUACGAAGGCUGGAAGGACUCCAUCCGCCACUACCUUUCCUCUAACCGGUGCUUCCGGAAGGUGCCCAGGCCUACAAAGCCCCAGGCCAAGGGCAACUUCUGGGCGGUAGAUGUGAGCCUGAUCCCAGCAGAGGCGCUGCGCCUUCAGAAUACUGCCCUGUGCCGGCGAUGGCAGACCCGGGGCACACACAGAACUUUCGUCAAGGACCUGAGCCCCUACGUACUCCAUGGCCGGCCUUAUCGGCCGCUCAUUCCCUCACCACCAUCCAGGGAGGGUUUCAGCAUCAAGUCCCUGCUAGAGGACCCUGGGAAAGGACCAACACUGCCCCAGCAGCCUUCGCUAGUUGAACAGAGCAGCUCAGCUCAGGCACGCACCUGGUCCAAGGGGGAGGAAGGGGUGUGUACUGUACCCUCUAACUCCUCUGAGAAGCCUCUGUGGCCCCUCUGCUCCCUUCCUGGACCCACAAGAAUAGAGGGGGAGACUUCCCAAGGGGAGGUCAUCAGGCCUUCUCUUUCCCCAGAGCAAGGAACCUGGCCCAUCCACUUACUUGAGGGAUCCCCAGAUCCCAUGGGAAUGACCAACAGUGGAUGCAGAGCUUCCUUGUGGGGUCAGCUACCCACCUCUUACUUGCCCAUCUACACUCCCAAUGUAGUAAUGCCCUUGGCCACACUACCUCCCACCUCUUGUCCCCAGUGCCCAUCUUCAACCAGUCCAACCUACUGGAGUGUAGGUACUGAAUCCCAAGGGUCCCAAGACCUGCUCUGUGAUCUAGAUUCCCUCUUCCAGGGAGUACCACCCAACAAGAGCAUCUAUGAUGUGUGGGUCAGCCACCCUUGGGAUCUGGAGGCUCCUGCCCCAGGCUGGCUGCUCUCUUGGUACAGCCUGUAAU
Molecule: messenger RNA, 1114 nt
Organism: Phodopus roborovskii (desert hamster)
Lineage: Eukaryota; Metazoa; Chordata; Mammalia; Rodentia; Cricetidae
Product: forkhead box protein H1-like
Exons: 1
Coding region: 16-1113 (365 amino acids)
Biological process (GO): regulation of DNA-templated transcription
Molecular function (GO): sequence-specific DNA binding; DNA-binding transcription factor activity
Source: RefSeq, a predicted model, not a curated record